AUGUUUCAGACGCUGACGGCAGAUAAGUUCGGCAACGACUUCCUCUACCACGGUGUACUGGAUGUUCAGAAACAAUGGGGAACCUGUACUGACUCACGAUGGUACGGCUGCAAACGGGACGCCAAGGAUUCCCUCAUCCCUCCUAUCCUCUCAGCCAAGCUCAUCUCGCUAGUGGACUUCAAGUACGGCCGUGUCGAGAUGGUAGCCAAGUUGCCAGAAGGAGACUGGAUCUGGCCAGCCAUCUGGUUGAUGCCUAAGUCCUUUGUGUAUGGCGGAUGGCCAGCUUCCGGUGAAAUAGACAUGGUGGAAGCAAGAUGUAACCUUCAUUACGGAAACAUCGGUAUUCAAAGAAUAAUGUCAACACUACACUGGGGGCCCAAUCCAGGAAGUGACAGCUGGCCAAAGACCACUCAGGGAAAAAUCGCAUCCGGAGGCACCUGGGCUGACGACUUCCACACCUACACCAUGGACUGGGAUGCAAGUGGCAUUGUCAUCUCCGUUGACGGUGACGUCAUCCUGAACCGGCCCACUCUCUCAAACGGAUACUUUUCAUUCGGGGGCUUCAGCGGCAUCAACCCAUGGGCUGGACACGGCAAGGACGCCCCCUUUGACCAGGAGUUCCAUUUCCAAUUCAACGUCGCUGUCGGCGGCACCCUCGGCUACUUCCCCGACAACGUCCAGAACUCCCCCUACCCCAAACCCUGGUGUAACACAUGUCCAACAGCUGGCCAGUCGGACAAAACAUUCUGGGAGGCCAAAGACAAGUGGUACCCGACCUGGAAGGGCGAGAAGGCAGCAAUGGCGGUCAAGUCCGUCAAAAUCUGGAGUUACUAAACAACACAAAUAUUUUAGGUUUGAUAAUCAAGACAACGCUCGUGUGAAUAAAGAGAGACAUA
This is a messenger RNA of Haliotis rubra (blacklip abalone), 896 nucleotides long. RefSeq names its product beta-1,3-glucan-binding protein-like. Lineage: Eukaryota; Metazoa; Mollusca; Gastropoda; Lepetellida; Haliotidae. The record is from RefSeq and is a predicted model, not a curated record. The coding region runs from base 1 to 834 and encodes 277 amino acids. Gene Ontology annotation, biological process: carbohydrate metabolic process. Gene Ontology annotation, molecular function: hydrolase activity, hydrolyzing O-glycosyl compounds. The transcript has 7 exons.